UCGUUUACUAUGAAACUGCUCCUUCUUCCUCCUAGACCGGCUGUCCCUCCCCCCUGCUAUGCUCCACGCCGCCGAACCAGAAGGAGAGCCUCCCCUUCCAUGGCGUCUCUCUCUACCCAUCACUACCCUCUCGCCGAACGUCCUCUGAGAUACGCCGUGCUCGGUGCUGGCUUUGCUGGACUCUCCGUCGCCUGGCAUCUUUUGCGGCACAGCCCGGAAAAGUUGCAUCUAAGAAUUGACAUAUAUGACGAAAGUGGCAUUGGUGGUGGUGCAUCUGGAAUUGCUGGAGGACUUCUUCACCCGUAUUCACCCAAAGUAAAACUUCUUUGGCGGGGUGCAGAAUGUUGGAAAGAGUGUCUCAAGCUUCUAAAUAUUGCUGAAAGAGUGGUGGAUAAGAGGAAUUCAAAUUCUCAAAACGUGGAGCUUGAGUGGAAUUUAGGUGAAAGUAUUAUUAGGAGAAGGGGCAUCUUAAGACCAGCAAUGGAUGCAAAACACCUGGAUAUAUUGACAAAUAAUGCACAAAAUUGCCUUCCCUUUUGUAAAAUAGAGUCAAUUGACAAGGAUGCUGCAGAAGCUCUGGUGCCUAACAUAAAAGUACCUUUUAACUCUGUCUUCCAUAUGCCUGAGGCAGUGAAUAUCCAUCCUUUGUGCUAUCUUCAGGCACUUUUCUUGGCUUGUCAAGAUUUAAUAGAAGAGAUGUCAACCUCAAGCUUUGGAGGAAAAGAGCUUUACAUGCACAAGAAAUCAAUUGACAGACUUUCUGAUUUUGAAGGAGAAUAUGAUGCUGUAAUAGUUUGUCUAGGGGCCAAAGCAGACCUCCUCCCCGAGCUCUCUGGAAGACUUCCCCUUAGGACGUGCAGAGGAGUCAUCGCUCAUUUGCAGCUACCUGAUGAUGUUGGAGAAACUUAUCCAGAUCACAGCCCCUCAAUCCUGUCCGAUGCAUGGCUUGCUGUUCAGGGACCCCGAGAUAUACUUGUAGGCUCCACAUGGGAGUGGAAGUCAAGAAACUAUUCGUCAGGUGUAUCAGCAGAGGAAGCUUCGACAGCACUUAAACAACUUUUACCAAAGGCUUCUGCCAUUUACCCGAAAAUCAAGGACUGGUCUUUUGUUGGAGCUAAGGCAGGCAUAAGGGCAAUGCCGCCACUCACUUCCUUUGGCUCACUUCCAGUUCUCGGUAGAAUAGAUGAUUUGGUGGUUGGGAAUCAUUCUUGUAAAUAUUGGUUUUUUGGAGGGCUUGGUGCCAGAGGUCUGUUGUACCAUGGUUUGCUGGGUAAACUCAUGGCACAAGCUGUUCUUUUCAAUGAUGAAACUUUGCUACCUGUAGAACUGACUUCUUGGAAGAGAUAAAAUCAUUGCUUUAGGGAUAACUAACGUCUUCCCAU
This is a messenger RNA of Eucalyptus grandis, 1382 nucleotides long. RefSeq names its product putative thiamine biosynthesis oxidoreductase ThiO. The transcript has 9 exons. Gene Ontology annotation, cellular component: cytoplasm. Gene Ontology annotation, molecular function: oxidoreductase activity. The record is from RefSeq and is a predicted model, not a curated record. The coding region runs from base 10 to 1347 and encodes 445 amino acids. NCBI's taxonomy places the organism in Eukaryota, Viridiplantae, Streptophyta, Magnoliopsida, Myrtales, Myrtaceae.